AUCAUGUGUCCCUGGCUGGCUGGCUCUAUUUAUCAGAAGCUAUGGCAUUGGCCUCAUCACCACUUGGAUUAAAAAAUGGCACCUGCAACACAGAGUCUCUCUCUCCUCCUCCUGUUCUCACUCUGCAUCGCCGCAACCGUUAGAUCGAGCGACAGCGACUACGAUUGUGUGUACACGGCCUACGUUAGAACCGGUUCGGUGUUGAAGGGGGGAACGGACUCGAAGAUCGGGCUGAAGCUGUACGACAAGUACGGCUACUACAUCUACAUUAAAAACAUCGAAGCAUGGGGCGGCUUGAUGGGCAAGGGCUACAGCUACUUCGAGCGCGGCAACCUCGACAUCUUCAGCGGAAGGGGACCCUGUCUUAACGGACCCGUCUGCGCCGUUAACGUUACUUCAGACGGCUCGGGUUCGCAUCACGGCUGGUACCUUAACUACGUCCAGGUCACCUCCACUGGGCCCCACCUCUCGUGCGGUCAGGAGCAGUACGAGGUGGAGCAGUGGCUCGCUCUCGACACUUCGCCUUACCUGCUUUGGGCCGUUAGGAACCACUGCCCCUACAGCUUGGAUCAGGCCCGCCCCGUUUCGGAGCGACCCGGAUCCGGAUCCGGAUCCGGAUCCGCCUUCUCUAUUUUGAGUGCACUUGCUUGAGUCGCUGGUGUUUUGUUUUACGUGAUUUCAGUGUAUUUAUUAAUAUUGAGAAACAGAUCCGAAUCCUAGCUUGAGUUGUCCCAGAUCACCUUAGUACUUGAAUAAUAAUCGGUGAUCUGGAUGAAAGUACUACUAUGCAUAAUGACUCAAUGCUAGUCUACUAUUUAUUGCUCAA
Messenger RNA from Glycine soja, 826 nucleotides. RefSeq names its product PLAT domain-containing protein 3-like. The transcript has 2 exons. The record is from RefSeq and is a predicted model, not a curated record. Gene Ontology annotation, molecular function: protein binding. Lineage: Eukaryota; Viridiplantae; Streptophyta; Magnoliopsida; Fabales; Fabaceae. Bases 76 to 651 code for a protein of 191 amino acids.